Messenger RNA from Amphibalanus amphitrite, 2458 nucleotides. RefSeq names its product basic proline-rich protein-like. The record is from RefSeq and is a predicted model, not a curated record. The transcript is spliced from 6 exons. Bases 155 to 1423 code for a protein of 422 amino acids. NCBI's taxonomy places the organism in Eukaryota, Metazoa, Arthropoda, Thecostraca, Balanomorpha, Balanidae.
GCAGUCUGCCGGCGAUCAGCGGUGGGGAGGUGCAGGUGUGCAGUGACCGGCAGUAGCGUGGAGUGACCGACCCGGUGACUGAGAGAGCGAGACAGGGCCGCGGGGAGGGGAGUGAGGUGACAGUGGGAGCCGACAUGCGAAGGCUGCGGCUGUGAUGCGUUCAUCACGGAGACACAGGAUCCUGGCAAUGGGUCCGGCCGCGCUGUGGCUCGGCUCGCUGGCCGCCGCAGCCGCCGAUGACGUCACCGGUGACCCUGAUGACGUCACGGGCGGGUCGGCGGCGGCGGCGGCGUGCGCGGGCGACUGGAGCUGCGAGCCGCCGCCCGACUUCCGUCUGCUGGUGCCGCCGCCGCCGGUACCGGAGUACAUGCAGGAGUACGUGGAGCGGCUGCACCAGGCCAGUGGCGAGUGUCUGCUCUGCACGUGGGCGGCCGCCAACGACUCGGACCCGCUCACCGGACCCGAGGAGGCGGCCGGCGGCUCGUCCUCGUGGAUCCCCGUGCUGGUGGCCGUGGCGCUCCUCUCGGCUCUAGUCGGCGCCGUGGUCAUGGUAGUGCUCAUCCGGUGUCGCAGAUGGCGGGUACUUCCAUCAAAAGGUCUGUGCCCGCUGGACUCUGCUGACCAGGCCAAGGAGAGCCCGCCGCCGCCGCCCGCCUCCAAGCCGCCCGACGACGGCUCGGCGGUGGCCGGGGCGGGGGCGGGGGCGGCGCCGGGCGGCUGGGCGAUGCCCUGGCGGCGCUCCGAGCGGCGGCCGCCGGCGCCCGGUGAGCACGGUUUCGGCGGCGGCCCGUACUCGAUGCCCGACCAGGACAGUGUGGUGUACGCCGAGCUGAACAGUGUGGGCGCCAGCCGCGCGGCCGCCCAGCAGCCCUACCUGCUCAACACGUACAGCGAGAUCGGUGAGCCGCGCCGGCUGAUGCCCGACGGCACGUACGAGAACGCCGGCUACCUGGUGGACGGCCCGGCCGGCGGCGAGUCGGCCGGCUCCGACCCCAGCAGCGCCUACUACUCGGACGCAUCGGGCGGCGAGCCGACGCGCCUCAGUCGACGGGGCCGACCGCGCGCCGGCGCCGCGCCCCCGGCGGCCGUGCGCCGGCGGCUGCCGCUGGCCACGCGGCCGGCCGAGCCGCCGCUGCAGCCGCUGCCGCCCGACGACCCGCGUCUCCUACACGCGGCCAUCGUCGAGCCGACGUGCAGCUACGACGUGCCGGCCGAGGCGGCGCCGGACGCCGACUCCGGACCGCGAUCGGGGGACUCCGGGAACCGCUCGGGCUCGGAGCCGGCCAGUCCCGAGCGGCGCCGGCCUCCGCGGCUACCGCUGCCCCGGCUGCCGGGACGGCGGCCGCGGCCCGCCCCCAAGCGCACCUCUCCGGACCGGCCGCCGCCGCCGCCGCCGCAGCUCUACUGCUCCGAGUACGUGUGACGCCGCCAGGGGUGCAGUAGGAGGACGGGACACCGUGGUGCGGACGCCCAGACGCCCCCAGGGAUCGUCUGAGGCGCGUGAUACGGACGUGAUAGGCCGGCGGCACGCCCCGUCCGCCGGCCGGGCUGUGAUGGUGUCUCUAGUCAACCGUCUGUGUCGGCGGGCUCAGAGCCAGCGACGUGGUCCCGCGGACCGUCCCACCAGCGGGACCAUCCACCCGCGGGUCACAGGCGGCUGGAAGGCGCAGACCGACCCAGUGGGGAGGAGAGCGGACCCAGGAUACCCUGAGAGCGGACCCAGGAGCCACAGGAAUCGGACUCUGACUGCACCAGAACGCAGCCCGAUCAAUCAGGGUUCCGGAGGAGGCAGCUGUGACUGUCUGGGCUGUGGGCGGCAGACAGCUGGCUCACCACCGUCGAGCGCAGAGAUACGCCAGCUGCAGUGACCCCACAGGUGACCUGUGACCUGUACCGGAGGGUCAUCAGUCAGUCAUCAGCAGGGCGCCGCCUCUCCGAUUGGGGGCGACGGGGAAUUCUGGCCAGCCGCGAGAACAGAGGACACAGUCCAAGGUGCUAGGGAGAUUCGGGAGCAAUCCUGGAACAGGAGAGGCCUCAUGGAGGAGCCUCAGAGUCUAGGAUUGCGGUAUCCUAAGUGAGAGAUCUUUCAAUGCAGUCCCCUUAGCUGGUGACUGCACACUCGCUACAGCGCAGUCAUAUUUCAGAUGAGAUAGCCGUGCCAAACACCUUUGUAAACAGCCUCUGGUUGCUGACCUUUUCUGGGCAAGGCGAUCAGAAUAAAUGAAAACCUUGGCCGAUUCUUACCGCGCUCAAAGGCACCUGUUUUGAUCAAUCGCUCCAUUCCCAAACCUAUUCCGCUGCAUUCCACGCCAUAUCAAAAUGUUGUGCUGAGCUGUGAACUGGUAUGCCAGCUCUGGUUAUGUGAUAAUAUGUGAUUGCGUCAAAUGAAUGUAUGUAUAUAGUAAUACUGAAUGUUUCUAUUUUGAGAGUGCGUCCGAAAUAAAUCCAAGUGACGUUA